GUAUGUGUGCGUGGUGGUAGCCGUGCAGUGUGUUACUCACUACUCACUCAGUGAUUCGAGUGUGUGGCAGUCGGUUGAGAAGUCGACGCUGUUGUAUGCGUUGACUGCGGGUUGAGAGAUAACACGAGUGAAUUUGCUGUAGCAAGGGUGGUUCUGUGUGGUCGCACUGAAAUUACUGCAGCCCAUGUGCUCUGCUUGUUAAAAUGCUCAUCAAAGAAUUCCGUGUCACUUUACCUCUCAAUGUGAAAGAGUACCAAGUGGCUCAACUAUAUUCUGUAGCAGAAGCUAGCAAAAAUAAUACUGGAGGAGGAGAGGGUAUAGAAGUGCUAAAAAAUGAGCCAUUCACAGAUUAUCCUUUGCUUGGUGGAAAAUAUUCUUCAGGUCAAUAUACAUAUAAAAUUUAUCAUUUAGCUAGUAAAGUGCCUGCUUUUAUUCGUAUUAUGUUGCCAAAGAAUUCCUUGGAAAUUCAUGAAGAAGCUUGGAAUGCUUAUCCUUAUUGCAAAACAGUUAUUACUGUGAGUACAGUUUGUUUUUUAAACAUACUUUCUCAUGUAUUAUAUAUGUUAUGUAUUUUGAUAUAUUUUUUUUUGCAGAAUCCUGGAUAUAUGAAAGAAAAUUUUGUAAUUAUGAUCGAAUCAUUUCACAUUGAUGAUGUUGGAGAUCAGCAUAAUGUUCAUGAAUUGCCUCCUGAUAAAUUAAAAAUAAGAGAAGUCAUACACAUUGAUAUUGCAAAUGAUCCAAUUGCAAGUGCUGAUUACAAAGAAGAUGAAGACCCAACCAAAUUUAAAUCUGUGAAAACAGGUCGUGGUCCUCUUGUUGGUAAAGAUUGGAAGAACAAUGUCCAACCUGUAAUGACAUGUUAUAAGCUAGUGACUUGUGAAUUUAAAUGGUUUGGUCUACAAAAUCGUGUUGAAAACUUUAUACAAAAAGCAGAGAGGCGUCUUUUUACUAACUUUCAUAGGCAAGUUUUCUGUUGGAUAGAUCGUUGGUAUGGUUUAACUAUGGAAGAUAUUAGAGCAAUUGAGGAAAGUACGAAAGAAGAAUUAGAUAGGCAAAGACAUCAAGGAGAAGUAAGGGGUAUGCGAGCUGAUGAUUGAGGCUUUGAUAGCUUCUAUUAUGAAUCGUUAAAUCAAUUUCCUUAUAUGUCUCAGAUACAUAAGCAUACGUAUAGAAAUACACUCACAUAUGUUUUGUCAUAGGCGAUCCUGCAGGAUCGGGACAAUUUCGGGAAUUUAAGUGUCUAGAUUCUAUGUCUAUUACAUUUACUUAUGAUUUUAAUUUAUUUACAUUUACAAGCGUUUUAGAUAAAUGUAUCUACAGUCAAAGAUUAUAAUAUAGCCAAUAAUAAGAGAGAAUUGAUACACAAAUCAGUUCAACUUAUAUGAUGUAUAAAAUAUUCAAAAAAAAAAAAAAAAGAGUACAGUUCGAUAAAAAUCAAUAUAGGUGGAGAAAAAAAAUGUAAUUGUUAUUUAACACCGUAGUAGUUCGAUAUUAAAAUUUAUAAAUAAAUCGUUUGGAAUGCUUGCAUAACACAAAUAAGGAAAGACAGUUAACACAAAGACUGCGAGUUCAAUAAGAGUUCGCGGUUUGUGUUUUAGAUUCAUUAUAUUAUGGUUUGAAACCAGGAAAUAUUACUAUAUUUAUAAAUAACUGUUUUAAUAAGUUUGCGCAAUGGCCUGAGGUUUUUCAAGCCCAAUUAUAUAGUGUAUAAUAAUCAGAGAAAUUAAACGAAACUAUUUUAACAGUUCUACAAAUGAAAAUUAAUUUUGUAAUAAUUUAUUAACAUUCGACAUUAUAAUUAGAAUAGAGGUGUUAAAUUAGUAAACAACUGUAAUUGUGUUCUGCUUACGUUUCUUUUAAAUUUGAAAAAGUAGGCCUGUAUCAAAGUUAGGACCAACUUCAUAAAUCUUAAUUAAAUCAAUUUUAAUUGUACUAACAUAUGUUAUUUGUGAAAAAUAUGAAAAUAAUUAUAUAAAAUAAGUGAAUUAAUACACAGAUAUACAUAUAUGUAAAAGAAGAAAAAAACUUUCAAUGUGAAAGUCAGUAAACACUGAAAGAAUGCGCUAUUGUAUAUAAAAAAAGAGACAUACAAUGAAGUUCUGAUUGAAAUGUUUAUGAUGAAUUACAUACACUUACAUAUUUCUUUGCAUUCCAAUAGAUCUCUGUACAACAAAUACAAUUUAAGUGUCAUAUCCAACAUGUUUGCUUAUGCCAAAACAAAGAAAGAACUCGAUAAAAAUAUAUAGUUGAAGGAAAAUCGUAAUUGUCGUUUGCACAAAUUAUAUGUAUACUGUUAUCUGUUAUACUGGGAUCUAUAGUAUAGUAUUUAAGAUAGCUUUAGAAAUGCAAUUUAAACAAAAUAACCAUUGAAGUUUCGAAGUCUUAAUACAGGGAGUACCAGAAUUUGUGCUGCUCAGUUGUGAAUUUUAGUGUUUAAGUGCGAUAUUCGAUCGAAUUACCAUAUUAAUCGAGAUUUUAAAAUAAAAUCUCAUUAUGAGCAGUGUCUACCAUC
Messenger RNA from Frieseomelitta varia, 2512 nucleotides. RefSeq names its product phosphatidylinositol transfer protein alpha isoform (gene vib). Gene Ontology annotation, molecular function: phosphatidylcholine binding; phosphatidylinositol transfer activity; phosphatidylinositol binding. Gene Ontology annotation, biological process: phospholipid transport. The coding region runs from base 204 to 1097 and encodes 297 amino acids. Gene Ontology annotation, cellular component: cytoplasm. NCBI's taxonomy places the organism in Eukaryota, Metazoa, Arthropoda, Insecta, Hymenoptera, Apidae. The transcript is spliced from 5 exons. The record is from RefSeq and is a predicted model, not a curated record.